Messenger RNA from Oikopleura dioica, 690 nucleotides. The record is from the annotation of a GenBank genome assembly. Lineage: Eukaryota; Metazoa; Chordata; Appendicularia; Copelata; Oikopleuridae.
AUGGACGAGCUUGUAACUCUUACCCGAACAGUAGGGGCCGCAGCUCCCCAAGAAAAGUACACAAUGAAGGGGCUUGAAAAUCUAGUGCGGAAAGAGGCAUUCGCAAAUGUUAAACAAGCUGAUCGAAACAAGAUCAAUCUCAAAGUCAAGACGAAAGAUGAAUUAGACGAAAUGCUCGCGAAACAGCAAAAGAUGCUGUCGAACAAAUCUCUUAUCUCCAGAUUGCCCGACAAGGGUGAACGAAUCCGAAACUCAGUGAAAGAAAUAGAAGAAGAACUUGAAUCACGAGCUGCUCCUACUGGAGACAUUGUUGAUCUUUUGCAGAAUUUAGAGAUUGUCGAAAAACGUCCAUCAAACGCAUUCAUCAAAAAGAAAGAAGCCGAAAAAGCGCAAUCGAACUCACCUAAGAAAUUCCAUGCUCACCGCAACGAAGCUUAUGAAAAAAAGAACGGAGCCGAAAAACCCGUCCAAAUACUGAGCAUCGAUGAAAGUCGCAGCGUAUGUGAUAUGAAUAAAGAACGCGAGCGCGUAUGGCUCAAAGAGCGUGAACUUCAGAAGAUGAAGGAGGGCUUCAAAAUUCCCGUUAUUAUUCAGGACUCGACUGGUUGGCGAGAUCGAAAGGAUUCGGAAAAUUCUGAUGACUCUGACGAUCAAAGGCCGGCUUCAGAAGAUGAGGAGGAUCAGCAAUAA